Molecule: messenger RNA, 1895 nt
Organism: Coffea arabica (coffee)
Lineage: Eukaryota; Viridiplantae; Streptophyta; Magnoliopsida; Gentianales; Rubiaceae
Cellular component (GO): membrane
Source: RefSeq, a predicted model, not a curated record
UAAUAAAUUAGAAACAAAUUACCCAUCAAUCAUUCUCCUAAGCAAUUGCCUCUCAGCCUUGUGAUUAAUGGAGCAUGGCAGUUGGCACCAUUACUUCAGGCUUUGAACAUAAUUUGUCACUUCAUUUCACCAAGUUCUUUCCGUCCAUGACAUGAACAUCUAGUACAAAACUUCAUCAAAGAAUAUUCAUUGAACAAAAGAAAAGAGAGGGUAUUGUGAUCCAAAUAUGCCAUACUUCUCAACUUGGAGGGCCUCAAGAGAUACUGCUGCGGCGGCGACAGUAUCCUGCUACUUGAAUUCUUAUGGAAUCAGAAAAAUUUCCCAUCUCAAGGUUUAUUCAUAUUCUGAUCCCUCCUCCUCUUCUUCUUCUAACCCCUCCUCCUCCUCCUCCUCCUCCUCCUCCUCCUCCUCCUCUUCUUCUUCUUCUUCUUCUUCUGUACACAGUUGGUCAGCUGCUUCAAGGAAAAUUUUGGCAGAAAGAUCCUCAAGGAGUGGAAGAAACUUCGAUGGGGCUUUCUCAAUUAUUGAAACUGAAACGUGUAAGGUAGAAACCAAGACUAAAUCUAAUGAGAGCUCAAAGGGUCCUUCAAAAAUCAAGGCCAACAAAUCUUCAAUCAGAAGGAGGCCUCUCUGGAGGAAACUUCUAUUUGGAUCGAAGAAGUUCAGGAGUAUAAUCUUGCUUAAUGUUGUGAGUGUUGUCUAUGCAAGCAACAUUCUAGUUGUAAAAGAGACCGAAGCUUUAAUGGAUCCAGCAGCCUUCUCUGCAGUGCGGUUUGCUGUAUCAGCCAUCCCAUUCUUGCCUUUUGUCUUUCGGGCAAGAAAUGAUGCUCAAACCCGUAAAGCAGGUAUGGAACUGGGACUGUGGAUCAGUUUAGGCUACCUGAUUGAGGCGCUUGGCCUACUCACUGCUGAAGCAGGGCGUGCUUCAUUUCUCUCUCUUUUCACGGUUAUCGUGGUUCCGUUGCUCGAAAGCAUGUUGGGAACAAUAGUACCAGCUCGCACCUGGUUUGGAAUUCUCAUGUCAGUCGUAGGCCUUGGUUUGCUGGAAUGUAGUGGAUCUCCUCCUAAUGUUGGAGAUCUUCUCAACUUUCUAAGUGCCAUAUUUUUUGGAAUUCACACACUCCGAACAGAACACAUAUCAAGAAGCACAAGAAAAGAGAACUUCUUGCCACUUCUUGGAUAUGAGGUAUCUGUUGUUGCCCUUCUAUCUGCAAUCUGGUGUCUGAUUGGGGGAAGUUUUGAUGGUUUUCAAUACACUGAGAACGUAUCCUGGACAUGGGCUCUGGUCUGGGAUUGGAUGGUUACAUUUCCAUGGAUACCAACACUUUACACCGGUGUAUUUUCAACAGGACUAUGUUUAUGGGCUGAGAUGGCUGCCAUGCGUGAUGUAUCAGCAACAGAAACGGCAGUAAUUUAUGGUUUGGAGCCAAUAUGGGGGGCUGGAUUCGCAUGGUUUCUCCUCGGUGAAAGAUGGGGUACUGCUGGUUGGAUAGGGGCUGCUCUCAUUCUGGGUGGAAGCUUAAGUGUGCAGAUGAAUGAAUACCUUCCCAAUGAAUUCAGGAAGGUUGGGAAGAAUGAUGAGAAACUCAAUUUGCUGACAAUUCCAGACAAUCAAGGGAAAAGAAACACUAACCUCUCUGCAUCUCCAGUGGUUGUUAGAUCGAAAGAUGUAAUCGAUGUACUAAAGAAAUAACUACGUAUUUAAGAUGUAAUAGCCUUCACAUCUUUAAAAAAAAAAAAAAAACAUAGCUCUCAAAAGAUACAUAAAACCUUGUAUAGCUCCAUAGAUGAUGAUUUUGUCUCUUGGUGUUUUGGCUGAUUUUGUUUUAUGACAAAGUAACUUGCAUAAUAAAUGCUCAAUAACAAUUUCUCCAGAAUUUAUGGGUUGACAAUAA